This is a messenger RNA of Staurois parvus, 423 nucleotides long. Lineage: Eukaryota; Metazoa; Chordata; Amphibia; Anura; Ranidae. The record is from the annotation of a GenBank genome assembly.
UCUGGUCCUCCCAUUCUCACUGCGCAUGCGUGGCUCAGGGAGCGCGCAGCGUGGCGAUCAGCUGUGCGCUGUGUCCCUUGGACACAGCGGAUCACCGAUCACGGAAAGAGCCGAAGAUGUCAGCUCGGUCAUGUGAUCAUCUGUGUCAAAUCACAGCUGAUCACUGAUCAUCAGGGCACUGAUGAUCAGUGUGCCCUAAUGAUCAGUGUAGCCCCAGCAGUGCCACCUGUCAGUGUCCAUCAAUGCCUUAUGUCAGUGCCACAUCAGUGCUACAUAUCAGUGCACAUCAAUGCCACAUAUCAGUGCCCAUCUGAGCUGCCUUUCAGUGUCACCCAUCAGUGCCAGUCAGUGCCACCUAUCAAUGCCACCUAUCAGUGCGCAUCAGUGCCACCUAACAGUGCCAGUCAGUGCCGCCUAUCAGUG